Messenger RNA from Anolis sagrei ordinatus, 748 nucleotides. NCBI's taxonomy places the organism in Eukaryota, Metazoa, Chordata, Lepidosauria, Squamata, Anolidae. The record is from RefSeq and is a predicted model, not a curated record.
AUGCCCUAUGAGGAGCUGGAGAUGUUUAGCCUGCAGAAGGGACAGGCUCAGGCAAUGAAGGGUGUCACCAAAGCCAUGGCCACUAUGAACAGACAGCUCAAGUUGCCCCAGAUCCAGAAGAUUAUGAUGGAAUUUGAGAAGCAGUCAGAGAUCAUGGACAUGAAGGAGGAGAUGAUGAAUGAUGCCAUUGAUGAUGCCAUGGGAGAUGAGGAAGAUGAAGAGGAAAGUGAUGCUGUUGUAUCCCAGGUGCUAGAUGAGCUAGGCUUGACGUUGACUGAUGAAUUAUUGAAUCUGCCUUCAACUGCCGGUUCUCUGAGUGUGGCAGGAGCAAAGAAAGCCGAGAGCCAGGCAGCUCUUGCCGAUGCUAAUGCAGAUUUGGAGGAGCAGCUAAAGAACCUGCGGCGGGACUAAAAGCGAAGAAACCAAGCUCUCCCCUCUCCAGCGUGGUCUGGGCCUAAAGAACCUCCUGACUUUAGGACAACCUCUUCCGUGUCAAAGGGGUAGAGUUGUGCACACUUGUGGGGAGUCGCUGUGGGCAGAAUGAGGGGUUUGUUUAAAUGGAACUGUGUACUGCUUUAACUCCUCCUUUUCCUUUUAUAAGGACUUUUGGCAUCACCCGGUGAGGUUGUCGGGGGUAAGGGUUUUUCUUUUCUUCAUUUCCUGUUCCUUGUAAAUGGCUCCUUUCCACAAACUUGAGUGGUUUGGAGAUUCGUCUAAGUUCUCUUCUAAAUGGAGGAUGACAUAAUCU